AUGUUAAUCGGAGUGGAUGACUGCUCAAAAAUGGAGGAUAUUCUGGCGGCGUUAUCCGUGCCAAUCGUCAUCUAUGGAGAUAUCCAUGGCCAAUACAGUGACAUCUGGAGAUGGUUUCAUGUGAAUGGAUGGCCUCCUGAAACACCAACCCUUUUCCUCGGAGAUUAUGUCGACAGAGGUCGACAUAGUACAGAGGUACUAAUGUUCGUCCUUCUUCUGAAGGUAGUGAUGUACAAGAGCGUAUUUGUAAUUCGAGGUAAUCAUGAAGAUCCAAUUGUGAAUAAGACCUAUAACUUCUACAGCGAACUGAAAAGCACGACAAUAUCCCUAAAGAGUUCAAAAAAAUUUAUCGCAAAAUUACGGAUGUUUUCAGGUCGUGUCAUGCCAAUAGCAUGUCUAAUCAGCAACCAGAUCAUUUGCAUGCACGGUGGACUCUCACCUCGAAUACAGACCGUUGCUGACAUAGCAGCUUUACAAAGACCACUCACAAAGGACAGUAAGCCAGGAACGCAUAUUGAUAUUUUGUGGUCCGAUCCGCAUGUGUGUAAGUGGACAUAUGAGCCCAACACACUGCGAGAUCCGACAGGGGGAGGUCUCGGUUACCUCUUCGGGCCAAUCCAAAUCAAGAGAUUUGUUAAAAGGAAUGAGCUCUCACUAAUUGUUCGUGCUCAUCAGCCUCCAAUGAGUGGAUAUGAAAGAGUUGGACCAUAUCUAAUAACGAUCUUCUCUAGCCCAGGUUACAGAGUUCAAGAUAAUGUUGGCAGCAUGGGUGCGUCUCUGGUGAUAGAUGAAGAUGGAACAAUGGACAUAAUACGAAUCCAAGUCGGAGAACAACUAAAGCUCAAGCGGCAACGUUAUAAAAUGGAUAAGGUACGAGCAUGUAGUUCUGCUCCGAUUCGGAAUGCGGGGACAGCUACCGGGACUGCGGAAGACCAAAACUGA
Messenger RNA from Ostertagia ostertagi, 942 nucleotides. The record is from the annotation of a GenBank genome assembly. Lineage: Eukaryota; Metazoa; Nematoda; Chromadorea; Rhabditida; Trichostrongylidae.